ACCAAAGUGAGUGUACAGUCAAAGGGGAGGAAGAAGGGAUGUGGGAGGGGCUUCAGGCAUCUGAGAAGAGUGUAUUUAAUAUAGCGAGAAAGAGAAUGAAGGAAGCAGAGAGUGAGGGGUUAAGUGCUUGUAAGUGUGCCUGGCAUCAAACGGAAACUGUCCAAGUGCGAGACAGAACGCCAGGGAGAGAGAUGCUGGAAGAGGAUGUAGAAGGGCGAGGCACCCGCAUAAGUGUGUAUGAACAGAGGGAUGUGAUCUGCAAGCAUGCUGAGCCCCAAGAUAAAACAGGCUCGACAGGGUAAAAAGUCCCCGCUCUGGUUUCAAAAUCAGGUAGAAACAGUUGUCUAGUCCACCCAAGUGAUGUUGUCCUUGGGGGUUCGAGCAGGGUCCCAACGUUUGGCAAGUACUAACGGUCAAAUGGUGAAACGAUUCAAAAAACAUAAAGGUUCGAUCAAAUGAAAAACUCGCCAUGGUGUGCGGUUCUUGAUCUCUCUUCUUUACAUACUCUGAAGUGAAAAAAACAUUAACUCUCCAGGAGUCAGUCAGAAGUAGUUUUCAGAUCUCAUUUCCAGGUUGCAGUCCACCAGCAGUUCUAAUCGUAUCACAUCCGCUUUAGAUGAAAGAGGUUUUGGGUGCAGACACCCAUUAACGCUUUCUUUUUAUGAUACAAAUAGCACAUGUGGGCGAUCAAAGGCCGGCACAGCUACUUGAAAAUGUGAGUCACAUAAAACUUUCUCCCUGUCGGGGAAAUCGAACCCCAGUCUUUGCCAUGACAGGGAAACAAGCUGUCCACUCGCGGUUGGCAGAUAUCAAGAUAGAGAUGGUGGACAGCGUGCUGUCUACACAUUUGUAGCUUGGAGUAAAUGGAAUACUUGACAAGGGUUGCAGUUUCCAUAGCGCAGUAUCACGAUGGUUCCUUGAUUUAAUGUCCUAAAUGGACAUUGAAGUGCGGGGGUUGAGGAUGUUCCGUUGGCUUGCUAAAGCCAAGGGACAAAUGAUAUAUCCUAUUCUUAUUCGGAAGUCUUACAGCUGCUUGAUAGUGACGCAUGAAAAUUGGCGUGCACAAGCUGGAUUGUACAGUAAAUGGAGCAGAAAUUAAAAUUACAUAGUUAAUCCUGUUUAUGACGUUACUUGAUUAUUUUCAUUUGAAUACGCUGUACCUAUUUUUCUGACUGAUGUUCUAUUUUUUUUUGGGGUGGGGGCAGUAUUUAAUACUAAAAUUGCUUAAAUGCAGUUGCUCGUGGUUACUAUCUGCAAACAACCACCAACUAAUAAGAUCUGUAGUUAUUAGGCUGCCAUUUUGUUAAAUGUAUUUGGCCACAUAAAGAAAUUACAAAUGUUUUGAUGCAAAAAGAGGAGGGUUAGGGUUAGGUCAUAUUUGAUUCAUAUAGAAAAUUUUCUCUCCAAAAAAAAUCUGACAUUUCUCUUUUGUUGUUAGUUAAAAUGAUAAAUUUGUUUUGUCUGAUAUUUCAAAUGUUUGUGUUUUUAAUCCUAAAAUAGCCCGUUCUAAGAGCAUGGUCUUUGGCGAGUUGUCACGGGUCUCCAGGCCUUGCUCCCCUCUUGACCAGGAGAAGGUGCUGAAGGCAGGCUGGCUGAAGAGACAACGCAUUAUCAUGAAAAACUGGCAACUACGAUGGUUUGUCCUCAAGGCUGAAGCUUUGUAUUUCUACAAAGACCAGGAUGAGAUCAAGGAACAGGGUUACAUUGCUCUCAAGGGCAGCCAAGUCAAAGAGCUUCCCACCAAUCGGGACGAGCCGGGUCGUCAUAUAUUUGAAAUUGUUCCAGGGGGCGCUGCAGAACGCGAUCGAAACCCUGAAGCGUUCCUGCUGAUGGCUAACUCUGAAAGUGAAGCAGAAGAAUGGGUCAGAGCGAUAAAACGAGCAAUCUGGGCCCCGCUUGGAGGAGGUAUCUUCGGCCAGCACUUGGAGGAAACUAUGCUUAAUGAGGGACAACGUGGUCCCCAGCGAAAGGUGCCUGCACUGGUCGAACGGUGCGCGUGUUUCAUACGCGAUCAAGGGCUUCAAGAGGAAGGUCUUUUCAGGGCCCCUGGACAGAGCAGUCGUGUUCGAGAACUGCAGGAUACGUUUGACCGUGGUGAGAGUCUGUUGUUUGACAGUGCCACUGAUGUCCACUCAGUGGCAUCACUCCUGAAACUCUAUUUGCGAGAACUACCUGAGCCUGUGAUCCCUUUCACCCAGUAUGCACAAUUUCUCUCUUGUGCUCUGCUACUAACCAAGGACAGAGAAAUGGGUAUCACAGAACUUGGCAAGCAGGUGAAAUCUCUUCCAAAGGUCAACUACAACCUCCUUGAAUACAUCUGUAGGUUUCUGGAUGAAGUCCAGUCCCACUCUGAUGCCAAUAAGAUGAGCGUUCAGAACCUCGCCACUGUGUUUGGACCCAACGUGCUUCGGCCCAGAAUGGAGGAUCCGAUGACCAUGAUGGAGGGAAGUUCUCACGUUCAACACCUGAUGACUGUGCUGAUCAGUGAACAUGCCAGACUUUACCAGCUCGAAAACCCCGAUGCUGUGACAGAGAAUUCUUUGCCGCAUCAAAAGAAUUCUCUCCAUAAGGGGAAAGUGGAAUGGGUUAAACAAGAAGUUGCCGAACCCCCAGCACCCUCUGGCACAGGUGUUCAAAUACCUCAGGAAACUCCUCAACCUUCUACCCCAGCUAAGGACAAUAAGCUGAUACAAACCAUCACCUACCCUGAGAGGGAUGAGGGUGUUCUAGCGAAUAGUAAGACAGAGGAGAAUGGGGACAGUCAAGCAAAUUGUAAAAAAGAGGGACGGGAUAGUCUUACAAAGCAGCCAAGUAUCCUCUCUGCUUGGAGGUAUUCUUUUAAGGGCAGUUCUGUGGGGUCAAGGGGAAACAUCGGCGGAUCAGCACUGGAUGUGUCUGCAGGGGGAAGCAACUGGCUGAUGAAUGGUCUGUCAUCCCUCCGAGCUCACAGACGCACCACCUCAUCUGGUGCAAAACUUAAGGACUCAGCUUCGUCUCUGAAGGAUUCAACCCUUUCCCUUAAAGAGACAACAGUAUCAGUCGGGGACUCGCGAAGUGAGCCAGAUCAGGACGCUUCUCGGGCACUGCACUCUCAAAGAGCCCCCCACCACUCGCACAGACUGUCCGCCUAUGACAAUGUCGGUCCUUCUACGCUAAGCUUGCCUGCUGAAACCUCCUCCAUCUGGACUACUUUUGAUAUCUCUUUGGAGGAGCCAGAAGACCAAAGACCGCUGAGCGAUGGUACAGCUGAUGUAGAUCAUGAUCAAACUUGCGCUGCUGAUGAUGUGGGAACAAACGUCAUAACAGAAUUGCAACAAGAGCUGAAGAGACAGAGGAUGAGCUUUGAAAACACCAUUCGCAAUUUGGAGGAGACCUGCCGUAAGCACCAGGCCAAAGUAAACAUUCUUGAGGAGGAGCUCGACUACGAGAGAAAGCUGUACCACAUGCUGGAGAUCCGAUUCAGAAACUCGGAGCGUGCACGGCAAGAUGGAGAAAACCGAAACCUUCUCCUCCAGAGGGAGAUGGAAGACUUCUUCCAAACUUUAGAAGACCUGACUACAAAGUCCAGCUAGACAAGACAACUUUGCCAUCAUCUGGUCUUCGCCAAGGCUUUGAAAACCAGAUAUACUGUACACCAGUGUUCGCCAAUCUGUAUUGAGUCAGCUCACAUAUUUAACAUAAGAGAAAUCUCAUGUAAUUGGGAAUCAUUGUUGUACAGUAUUGUGCAAAGGCCUCUGACCACCACAUAAGAUGUUUUUGCAAUGCUGCGAUUACUAUAAGUUGAAUGCCAGUCCAUACAGCGUAGCCCUGUGCCAAGCCCAAACAAUCUGGAGAGCCAAGUUAGUUCUGAGGCUACCUUCUGAUUAUGACGGAUAACAGAUAUGCGGUGCUAUCAUAAACGCAGGUGGCUAAUGGUUCCACUGAUGCCAAAGUGCCCUAUUUGCACUUUUAUCCAGAUGUUUCCCAAAAUAUCAUAGGUUCGUUCUUGCACCAUACACUACAUGUUUAUGAGGAAUUAGUUUUUUUUUUUUAAUCCUUCCAUUAGGAUCCAUCCUUCUACUUACUGUGAAAACAAAGCUAAGGGUGGCCUUAUGCAGUAAAAUAUUAUUGUAUUGUCAUGGCACUUUCCCUGAACUAAACAAUUAUAUCAA
Molecule: messenger RNA, 4151 nt
Organism: Syngnathoides biaculeatus (alligator pipefish)
Lineage: Eukaryota; Metazoa; Chordata; Actinopteri; Syngnathiformes; Syngnathidae
Gene: arhgap22a
Product: Rho GTPase activating protein 22
Exons: 11
Coding region: 1515-3572 (685 amino acids)
Biological process (GO): activation of GTPase activity; signal transduction
Cellular component (GO): focal adhesion
Molecular function (GO): GTPase activator activity
Source: RefSeq, a predicted model, not a curated record